AAAAUUUAAUGAUGGAUCCCCGUACUAGUGCCCAGGACCUGAUGCGAUGCGACCUGUGUGAGACCGCUGUGGUACAGAUGCACUGUGAUACAUGUCUUGUCAACCUGUGUACAGCUUGUGUUGGAAAACAUUUUUCUGCUGAUCUUUCAAAACCUCAUAAAAUUGUUGACUUCCAAGAUAGAAAAUCCACUCCCAUCUACCCUGGAUGUAAAACUCAUGACAAAGAACAAUGUGAAAUGUACUGUAAUAAAUGUGAUAUUCCUGUCUGUCUUAGCUGUCUCACAUCUAAUCAACAUUUAGGUCAUGAAUUAUCUAAAUUCUUGGAAGUUUUCAAUGAAAAAAUGGAAAUUAUUAAACAAGAACACAAUGAAUUAAAUGAUAAAAUUUAUCCAACCUACCAGGACAUUGCCUCUGAUCUACAAAACAGAAUGAGUCAAUUAGAAAAGGAAUAUGGAGAUCUCUCAACAGCCAUAACAAAACAUGGAGAGGACUGGCACAGAGAAAUUGACAAACUUGUCAAGAAAUUAAAAGCCGAAGUUCAUGAGAUGAAAAAUACACAGUUACAAACUCUACAGAAACAUCUGGAUGAAAUAAACCAGAAAAUUUCUGACAUCAAGGAUGAAAUUAAUAAAUUUGAAACUGCUAUAGACUGUAAUGACUUGUCAAAACUAUUAAGCAUCACAUCUAAUGUACUGUUAUAUAGGAAUCUUCCACACAAAAUCAUGUCAUCUUUACCCAAAUUCACUCCUGGAAAAAUCCAAGGAGAACUUUGUAAACUGUUUGGAGCCUUAUCAUCAAGUUCCUUAAUAUCAGAUAAACAUGGCUACAGCAUGAAGACAACACAGAAAUCACCAGAAACUGGAUCCUCUCCUCCAGUCAAACAGCUACUUGAUAAACCAGAGACUGUCACCACCAUACACACUGGGUAUAGAGACAACCUUUACAAUGUGGUCUGUCUGAGUGAUGAAGAAAUCUGGACAAGUGGAUAUGACAGCACCACGAAACUAUACAGCAUCAAUCAGGGAUCACUAGUCAAGUCAAUCACAACCAAGUCAGGGAAAAUACCAUUGGACAUAGCAGUGAAGAAAAGUGGAGAUCUAGUUUAUACUGAUUACAAAGAUAGAACUGUGAACACUGUGAAGAAUGAGAAGAUAGAGGAGGUGAUCAGACUACAGAACUGGAAACCUAAAGGUGUCUGUACUACCUCCUCUGGUGACCUCCUGGUUAUCAUGGUCAGUGAUGAUGACACACAAACAAAAGUUGUCUGUUACUCUGGCUCCACAGAGAAACAAAGCAUUCAGUUUGAUGAUAAAGGUAAACCUCUCUAUUCACCUCGUUCUCUUUAUAACAGAUACAUAACUGAGAACGAGAACCUGGAUAUCUGUGUGUCUGAUGAUAGAGCUGGAGCAGUAGUGGUGGUCAAUCAGGCCGGGAAACUGAGAUUCAGGUACACUGGACAUACUGCUGCUCUAAAGAACACACCAUUCUAUCCACGAGGAAUCACCACAGACAGUCAGAGUCACAUCCUUACAGUUGAUGUUAACAAUUACUGUGUCCACAUCAUAGACCAGGAUGGACAAUUCCUCCGUUACUUAGACUGUGGACUGAGUCGACCCUGGGGUCUAUGUAUAGAUACAAAUGACAAUCUGUUUGUUGCUCAAUUGUGGAACAAACAUGUGAAGAAAAUCAAAUAUCUGCAGUGAAUUACAUGUAUACAUGUACAUCUCUGUGUUAUAUUCUAUAUAAGGGGUAUGCAAAAUUACUGAUGUAUCAGUAUGCUACA
Molecule: messenger RNA, 1783 nt
Organism: Saccostrea echinata
Lineage: Eukaryota; Metazoa; Mollusca; Bivalvia; Ostreida; Ostreidae
Exons: 1
Coding region: 9-1703 (564 amino acids)
Biological process (GO): positive regulation of DNA-templated transcription
Cellular component (GO): chromatin; nucleoplasm
Molecular function (GO): zinc ion binding; ubiquitin-protein transferase activity; protein binding
Source: RefSeq, a predicted model, not a curated record